UCUAUUUUUUUUCUUUGUAUAGCGUAUACAAACUGCUUUGUCGUAGCUCCCAGGAAAAUGAGUUGGUGUCUGACAAGGGUUUUCUUUAGAUGUGGGAUUCAUGUGACAGAACAGAAGAACAUUAGGGCUGGAUUGGACCAAAGGGCUAUCUAGUCCAGCAUCUUGUUUCCUAUAAUGCCCAGACAGAUGCCUAUGGAAAUGCUAAGAGGGCAAUAGCCCUCUCCCACUUGUGUACCCCAGCAACUGGGAAUGCUGCCUCUGAUCCUGGAGGCACUGGAAUUUCUCUGGCUGCUGUGACUCUGCCUGCAUAGAAUGGACCCUGUUGUCAUAAGUUACAUGGACAGCUUGCUGAGACAAUCAGAUGUAUUGCUGCUGGAUCCUCCCUGCUGGCUUAAUGACCGCAUCAUCGGGUUUGCCUUUGAGUACUUUGCCAGUGACCAGUUCCAAGACUUCUCUGAUCAAGUGUGCUUCAUUGGUCCCGAGGUGGCUCAGUUCAUCAAAUGCACAACCAGUCAGGAGGAACUGGCCAUAUUUCUUGAGCCGCUGAACCUCCCCCACAAGGAAAUCGUGUUCCUGGCUAUCAAUGACAACUCCAACCAGGCUGCUGGUGGGACCCACUGGAGCCUGUUAGUUUACUUCCGAGACAAAAACUGCUUUGCUCACUACGAUUCCCACACCAGGAGCAACUCUGUCCAUGCCAGACGGGUAGCUGGGAAGUUGGAGGCCUUUCUCGGCAAAAGAGGCAAAGUUGCCUUUGUAGAGGAGAAGGCCCCUGCCCAGCAAAAUAGCUACGACUGUGGGAUGUACGUAAUCUGUAACACAGAGGCUCUGUGUCAGGAAUUCUUCCAGGGACAGCAGGAGCCAGUGCUGCAGCUCCUUACUCCCUCAUAUAUCACAGCGAAGCGAGAAGAAUGGAAGGGACUCAUUGCUAAGCUGUCUCAGAAGUGAUCGGCCAACCUCUCAACUAUUGCCCUUCUUGUUCUUGUCUUGCUCCCUGUGCCUGAGAAAGGAAGCUUUUGCACGGGGGUUUCCCUACACAGAGAAUGUAUUUACCUCUGCAUUUCUGCACUGCCUUAUUCUGUUGCUGAUCAGAAUAGAGCGGAUUCAUAGGAGACGGCUAUUUGUCUUCCCUAAGGUGUAUGGCAGUUAUGCCUUCGGCUAUUUCCCCCUUUUCCUAUAUCCAAAACAGUUCCCCCAGCAAUCAAGUUCUUUAUAUGUCUGUGUGUGAUCAAAUGUCAGUGAUGUCAGCAACAUGGUAUAUUUCUGCCUAUAUUUCAUUGUGGCAAGUUUCAGCAGUCCUCUUCCAAAACCACACCUGAACCUUUGGAAGUGAGAUAAGCUGGUAUAAUGCCGCUGGGAAACUACUUUGACACUUGUUCCAGAAUCAUCAGCAUAAGGGUUUGGAGGGGAGCCCCUUUUUGUUCCUGCUUUUGUGAAGAGGGAUUGUAGGAAAAGAUCUGCUUGUUGUUUGGCUACCUAGGGAAAACUGUACAGAUUACUAUAUGACAAAGUGAAAUUUCUAUUAUGACAAAGCAAAAUUUUAAUAAUGUAAAGUAACCUUGAUAACAAGAGAGAGUUGUUUUCUGUUCAUUUUCUAGCUGUUCUUUCUGUUGUUGCUAAUUGAACAUGGUAUGAAUUUCUUAGGAUUCUGUACCUCUAAAUGGAUGCUAUUAUGAAGCCCUGGGCUUUCUACUUCCAAUAUCUAGGAGGGAAAAGAAAAAGCAGCAGACUGGUGGGAAAGGAGGCAGCCUGCCUGCUAGCCCUCUCAUUCCUUAAUUUGUCACCCAGCUUGUCUCCGCUCUUCACCAGUUUAACAAUAUUGGGCGUGGGACAUUAUCAGCUGCAUAUGAAACCCUACUAUCACUGGGUAACAUAGGAUUGCAUCCUGUUGCUAAACACCUGGUUCCACUGAAGAAAGUAACCUGCCCUGUUUAGUAGCUUACUAGUGUGGGUAAUGAAGCCAAAAAGGCUGUAUCAUUUGUUUUUCCUGCUAGCCCUAUUUUAUUGCCCCUUUUACUCCCAAGGGAUGCUGCCUUAGCACUCAUCCUCUUCAACAACAACACAACAAACAGCCUUUAAGUGACAAGUUCUUCAGCUGCUCUAGUGUAUGGUCUUCUUGGGGGAGAAGAACUUUAAUUGUUUUCUGAUUUGUGAAGGGAGGGGGCAUGACAACUCUUAUUCUGUUUGGUAAAAUCUUCAACCAUUAAUAAAAGAGAAUUUUCACCCCAAA
Messenger RNA from Elgaria multicarinata webbii, 2230 nucleotides. RefSeq names its product SUMO peptidase family member, NEDD8 specific (gene SENP8). Bases 313 to 948 code for a protein of 211 amino acids. Gene Ontology annotation, biological process: protein deneddylation; proteolysis. The record is from RefSeq and is a predicted model, not a curated record. Lineage: Eukaryota; Metazoa; Chordata; Lepidosauria; Squamata; Anguidae. The transcript has 3 exons. Gene Ontology annotation, molecular function: cysteine-type peptidase activity; deNEDDylase activity.